Messenger RNA from Oenanthe melanoleuca, 7223 nucleotides. RefSeq names its product phosphoinositide-3-kinase regulatory subunit 1 (gene PIK3R1). Gene Ontology annotation, cellular component: phosphatidylinositol 3-kinase complex. Gene Ontology annotation, biological process: insulin receptor signaling pathway; phosphatidylinositol phosphate biosynthetic process. The record is from RefSeq and is a predicted model, not a curated record. The transcript has 16 exons. NCBI's taxonomy places the organism in Eukaryota, Metazoa, Chordata, Aves, Passeriformes, Muscicapidae. Gene Ontology annotation, molecular function: 1-phosphatidylinositol-3-kinase regulator activity; protein binding. The coding region runs from base 582 to 2756 and encodes 724 amino acids.
GGCGGCGAGCGCGGUCGGGGCGGCGGGUCCGGGAGCGCGGUGGGACGGGCGCACGGCGGAGAGCGGGGCGUCGCGUCGGCAGCUGCUGCCCGGCGGUGGGAGGGAGGCGGUGAACGGCCCCACCGCUCCUGCUGUUCCUGUUGCUGCCGCUGCUGCCGCUGAGGAAAAGCAUGUGUGCAGAGUUUGGUGGCAGAAUAUUUAAGGUAUGUGGCAGUCUGUGGCAAAUACAUCUGAAGAAAGCGUGACUGGCUAAAGAGUCAGCUGAACUUGUGUAUGGAGACACAGAAGUGCCGGCAAGCCCAGGAAAAGAACUAAUUGGAAGACUAUUGCUAGACACAGAAGAAUUGGAACUUUUAACUUCUGCAAUGGACAGUGACUAAGAAUAAAUACAUUAGUAAAAACAUCAGCAGUGAAAAGGCAGGCUGGUGUUUUUUCAUUCUCUGUUGGAUUUUAUUAUUUAAGAGACAUUUUCGUCAUCCCAUUUAAUUCAUCUUGAAUUUCUCUGUGCAUAAAACUGUAACUGGACAAUUGCAUUUUAAUACUGUUUAAUAGCACUUUUGAAUGUUAAAUCUUUUGCCAAGAUGAGUGCUGAGGGAUAUCAAUACAGAGCUUUAUAUGACUACAAAAAAGAGCGAGAAGAAGACAUUGACUUGCACUUAGGAGAUAUAUUAACUGUGAAUAAAGGUACCUUACUAGCACUUGGAUUCAGUGAAGGGGAAGAAGCAAAGCCUGAGGAAAUUGGUUGGUUGAAUGGCUUUAAUGAAACCACAGGGGAGAGGGGGGAUUUCCCAGGAACUUAUGUAGAGUACAUUGGAAGAAAAAAAAUAUCUCCCCCUACUCCAAAGCCUCGUCCUCCUCGGCCUCUUCCAGUAGCACCAAGUCCUGCAAAAACUGAAUCAGAGAGUGAGCAACAAGCUUUUUCACUUCCUGACCUUACAGAGCAGUUCACACCUCCUGAUGUUGCUCCACCGAUUCUUGUCAAGAUAGUAGAGACAAUUGAAAAGAAAGGUCUGGAGUAUUCAACUUUGUAUGGAGCACAAGGCUCAAGCAGCGCAGUGGAAUUAAGACAAAUUUUUGAAUGUGAUGCCUCCUCAUUAGAUUUAGAGACAUUUGAUGUUCACACUUUAUCAGAUGCUCUCAAGAGGUAUAUCCUGGACCUGCCAAAUCCCAUCAUUCCAGCAGCUGUUUACAGUGACAUGAUUUCUGUAGCUCAAGAAGUGCAGAGCUCAGAGGAAUAUGCUCAGUUGCUGAAGAAACUGAUCAGAUCUCCAAAUAUACCUCCCCAGUAUUGGCUCACACUCCAGUAUUUGCUCAAACAUUUCCUCAGAGUUUGUCAAGCCUCCAGCAAAAAUCUCUUGAAUGCAAGGUCUCUGGCUGAAAUUUUCAGCCCUCUGCUUUUUAAAUUCCAGAUAGCAAGCUCUGAUAAUACAGAACACCACAUAAAAAUCCUAGAGGUUUUAAUCACAAGUGAAUGGAAUGAGAGACAGCCUGUACCAGCACUGCCUCCUAAGCCACCGAAACCUAAUAGCGUAACUAACAAUAGCAUGAAUAACAACAUGUCACUACAAGACGCAGAAUGGUACUGGGGGGACAUCUCAAGAGAAGAAGUAAAUGAGAAGCUUCGAGACACAGCUGAUGGUACCUUUUUGGUACGAGAUGCUUCGACCAAAAUGCAUGGGGACUACACACUGACACUGAGGAAAGGAGGAAAUAACAAGUUAAUCAAAAUUUUUCACCGAGAUGGAAAAUAUGGCUUUUCUGACCCACUAACGUUCAACUCCGUGGUUGAGCUAAUAAACCACUACCGGAAUGAAUCUCUAGCCCAGUAUAAUCCUAAACUGGAUGUAAAAUUACUCUAUCCAGUAUCUAAGUACCAGCAGGAUCAAGUUGUAAAAGAGGAUAGCAUUGAAGCAGUAGGAAAGAAAUUGCAUGAAUAUAAUACCCAGUUCCAAGAAAAAAGCAGAGAAUAUGACAGGCUCUAUGAAGACUACACGAGAACAUCUCAGGAAAUUCAAAUGAAAAGAACAGCCAUUGAGGCAUUUAAUGAAACAAUAAAAAUUUUUGAAGAGCAGUGCCAAACACAAGAAAGAUACAGUAAGGAAUACAUUGAAAAAUUUAAACGGGAAGGAAAUGACAAAGAAAUACAAAGAAUCAUGCACAACUAUGAAAAACUGAAGUCUCGGAUAAGUGAAAUUGUGGACAGCAGGCGCAGAUUAGAAGAAGACUUAAAAAAGCAAGCAGCUGAAUAUAGAGAGAUAGACAAGCGUAUGAACAGCAUUAAGCCAGACCUCAUACAGCUGAGGAAGACGAGAGAUCAGUACUUGAUGUGGCUGACUCAAAAAGGCGUUCGGCAAAAGAAGCUAAAUGAAUGGCUUGGAAAUGAAAAUGCAGAAGACCAAUACUCUAUGGUAGAAGAUGAUGAGGACUUGCCCCAUCAUGAUGAGAGAACAUGGAAUGUGGGAAAUAUCAACAGAAGCCAAGCCGAAAAUCUGCUACGGGGAAAACGAGAUGGAACAUUCCUUGUUCGAGAGAGCAGCAAGCAAGGCUGCUAUGCCUGCUCUGUUGUGGUGGAUGGCGAAGUAAAGCACUGUGUGAUAAACAAAACACCUACUGGGUAUGGAUUUGCAGAGCCAUACAACUUGUACAACUCGCUCAAAGAACUGGUGCUUCAUUACCAACACACGUCACUUGUGCAGCACAAUGAUUCUCUCAAUGUUACACUAGCCUACCCAGUAUAUGCGCAGCAGAGGCGAUGAAGAUCUUAAUACUCUGGGUUGUUUGUUGCUUUUUUUUAAAGAAAUUUGACAACAUUGAGGCCUCUGGGGAGAAAAGGCUCCUUUCAGCUUUACUCAAGAAUUUGCAGUAUCAAAGCUAUCUGUCUUCAGAUGGGACUAAAGAUUUCCUUCACAACUGCAGUGGGAGAGAUCACAGUGUUUUGCUGUGAAUGUAUGUUUGUAAUCUGAAGUACUUUUUUUCUUUUUUUUUUGUAAUUAUAAAAGAAAAACACAAGAGAAAAAUCCAAACCUGAUCUCCCUGCAGGGACAUAGAGGCCUUUAAGCAUGGUGCUUGUUUAUGACCACUUCUGAAGCUUUACCAGCUAGAAUUUUGGAUUAUCCAGAUACAAGGUAUAAGAGGUCUGUGUCAUUCAGUUAUUGGAAUUUUGUGGUCACAAUCUGACUUGGAAUGGUGUUGCUGCACUCAGUGGAUCGAGACAUACAGCAUCGUGGUUCUAUUUUGGUUUCUGGUGAAUGAUAUGUAGCAGAGUGGCACUUUCAUUUCUAAGGGACACUUUAAAAGGACUUCAGUUACAGUGUGUUGUUCAGACUAAUUGUAAUAGCAAAGUGCCAGGAAGUGUUUUGUUUAGAUGAUUAAAAAUCCUGUUUUAAGAAUAUAUUUAAGACUGAAGAAAACAGGAUUUUCAAUGGCAUACAGUGUAUAAUAAUGUACAUAGUACUGGAUGACUAACUGUCAUUGAUGGAAAACUGUCAAUACCAAACUGCUUUGUUUUUUCCUUUUCUGUUUGCUGAAAGCUGAAUUUUUAGAUUAUGCUAUGCAAUACUGGAUUUUCUUUAGGCUUCUCUCAAGCAUAUCUACAGAUUAAGCUUGUUUCUCUUGUUUUUUUGUCUUCUUUUUUUAUUUCUUUUGCCUAAGGAUAUUUUUUUCUGGUGAUUAUUUUUUGUUAAUAAUUUUCUUGGUGUUUUUUGGUUUUGUUUAUUUUUGCUUGUUUUGUUUUUUUAAUUUUGUUUUGUUUUGUUUUAAUGUACAGGGAGCCAGCAAGAGUUGGCUUGAGAAUUAAAACUAUGAAAUAUUUUACAAUUUUCGCUAUAUAGAAUAUUGAGCUACUAGCUCGAAGUCUAAAAAUUUAGUAAAUUUUUUUGACUAAAUAUUUUGUUGGGCAGUGCCUGAUAAGCUUCAAAGCUGCUUAAUUCAAUAAAAAAUAUAUGAACAUUGCAAAAUAUCACUGAGUCCAACAAUACUGUUUCAGAGAUAUCUUUAGAAUACGGUACCAUGCUACGUUUGCUUCUUGAAGCAUUUGGAACUUCUAUCAUGAUUGUCUUUGUAUAUGGAAGACAAGAAAAAUAGUGUAUCCUUCUUUGAUAGUGACUGCAGAAAAAAAAUGGGGAUAUUUUGCUACUGCAGUGUAGAGUGUAGGUAGUUUGGAUCUCAGAAUGAAUCCAGCUUCACAGUAAAUAAAUGACUUCUUGACCUCCUGUGACAGAAUUUUUGUCAGCCUGUAAGGGUAUUUUCAUUUCACAUGAAGGAAGUUUCUCUAAUCUGUUGCCUAGGUUUGUUUUUUGUAUUAGUAUUGUGGAAAAAAAAAGCUUCCACCUCUACUGAGAAUAUUUGGAUAUAAUAUAAAACUAAUUAAGACUUGAAAGUGAUUAGGCUAUGAUAAGUAUUUUCGAAAGUCUGUAGGCUGAGGCAGUAUCAAAGUGAACACUUCCAUAAUUUCAGGGCACCAGAGACUUUCAAAAUCAUUGUUCAGUUAAAGGAAACAAAUACAUAAAUCUCACUAAGAAAGAAUUACCCAUAAUCCUGGGAUAGUUCACUGUCAAUGGUUUGCAAUGGUUAUUUAUUGUCCUGACCACUGAGGUAAUGCACACAUUGCAAAUCAAUAAAAUAAUGAAAUUCAGAGAAAUCUUGGAAAAGAUUAGACUAAGUGAACAUAUGAAAUUAUUCUUCCCCCAAGAUGCAAAAUAUUACUAUUAAAGAGAGUUGCACACACAAUCAAAAGAGUGAGACCCAUGAAGUUCUCUCAUAAUAGCUCUGGUUAGAGAUCCUUUUUUUUUAUUUCAAAGUACACAAUGCUUUAUAAGCUAUUGGAAAUAAUAAUAAGAAAUUUGCCAGUCUCCAAUAAUUUUUAUAUUAUCUUUUUUACAUUGUCAUUGUUACUUCAGUUCUGAGGCUGUAAGUCUCAGAUUUUAUUUUGACUUUGUGGUCUUCUCUCUUUUUUUUUGGUUUUGUUUUUUUGUUUUUUUGGUUUUUUUUGUUUUGUUUUUUUGUUUGUUUUUUUUUUUUUUUUGUUUGGGAUUUUUUUUGGGGGGUGUUGUCUUUGCUUUCCUAUAUAGGUGCAUUUUCUUACUAGAAUUUAUAUCAGAAACAAGAUUCAACAAAUGUUGUUUCAUGAUAGUCAUCACUUAGAAAAUUAUUCUGAAUAUUUUUUCUGAUUAGAAGUUUAGUCUUCAUGCCUUCCCUUUCUCAUUCCACAUUUUUUUCAGGCCUGUAGGACCAUGUGAAUCUGUAAUACUGAUAACUGGUUUAUACGAAAAACACCAACAAUUACUCUAGCAUGCCAGUUAUACUACUGGGCUUGAAGUUACAGAUUAGUUCAAGAUACAGCAGUUUAACACUUAUAACAAUCCAGGAUAUUCUUCGGACAUAUAUUAAUUUCUGAAUGUUAAAUAUUUUAAGAGUAAAAUCGCAUUUUUUUCUGUAGGCAAAAUAUAUGUAAUCUGAAUUAAUGUUUCACGUAGCAUUUGUCAAGAAAUUUUUAUCAUAGUUAAAGCAUUUGGAUCUAAUUUUCUUCAUAUUAAGAAAAUCCCUGCUAUGUCAGUGGGCCAUAUCCUUAGCAUGCUCAGCCCAGUAUGGAAUAUAAUUCGUUCCUGUGUGCUGUGCAACUUCUCUUUGUGUGUGGCUGUAGCAGAAAAAAAAACUGUGUGUGUGCAGAUUUGACACUUGCUUUUCUUGCACAAGCAACAAUGAGAAAUAAGCACUAUGUUGAAAGGAUGAGUGCUUAGGGCUUCUUAAGGGGAUGUUCUGCCUACACAGGGUCUGUGCAAUUUGCAGGGAUCAUUAAUGCCCUCAAAUUGGCAUGAGUGGGUUUUCUUUGGUACUUACAUAUUGUGUGGCCUCUGCAUUUCUCUCCCUCUUUAAUGCACAGAGCUAAAUCCUGCCAAAGGCCCUAUUCACUGCAGAGUUGUUUGUCUUUAAUGUACAAUAUUGUUCACUCCAGUUUUGAUUUGAUCUCAGACUACUAUAUACAGAAAAAAAAAGCAUGGGGAUAUAACAGAAGAAACACAGUGUUUUUCUGUAUUUCUAUUGAUGCAUAGUUUUUUUCAUCUAAUAUAAUUCAUGGACAGGCUUUAUUCUGUUACCUUUUUUUUUUUCUUUUAGUUUGGGGAACUUUUUACUUUAAAUCCCUGAGUUAUGCUGCACUGCAGCAUCACUUUUACAAAGCCUUUGAAAGGCAUGAGACAUAGCAAAGAGAACCAAAACUCACAAGCAAAAUUAAGAGUUUCUGAUUUACUUAAGUUGAAAUAUGAAUUUGCAGGUUGGGGAUGCGUAUCUGUGCAUACUCACACACACUUGCUGUGUUUAUGUAUGAACAGUUCCCAAUAUAGAUGCAUUUUCAUAGAACACGAUCAUUUUGCUGAGUUUAAUAAGUGAUAUCAUUAACUUUGUUUAAAGACGCACACAUGCACACUAGACCUUUGUGGGUGCAGCAUGUUUCCAUAUACAGUUAGAAAACUGAGUUUCUGUGUUGUUGGAUAGUUUCUUUAAAAAAAAAAAAAAAAAAAAAAAAAAAAAAAGCUUGUCUGUAUGGUUCCGUUAUCUUGUCAAGCAAUCUGUAAAACCAAAUCUUCAGAUUUUCUAUUUGGUGUCAACUGUUCUGUAGUGACAAAAUGGCUUCGUCUUGUAAUUGGCAAUGAAAUAAUAAAUGCUUGGGAAAACAUUCAGAUGCUUCUAAUGGGGAAACUGCCGAUUUUCACACAGUGCUUUUGCUAUGCAUGGUAUUAAGUUGGGAAAGUGAAUCCUGAUUCUGUUUUUUUCAGGGUCACUUUAGAAAUGGGCAGCUCAGAGCAUAAUGCCUCCCUUGGGACAAGAUUACAAAGUGCAACAUUUUAUGUAGAAUCAUGUGCUGUUUACUGCAGUUGAGACUAAACUGUAGGAGUUGGUAAGGUUACAUUGCACUUGUCCUGAUGAGAUUGCAUUAGCUGCCCAAGAUGCUGCUAUUUUUUGUUUUUUUAAUUCUUGUUUUUUGAAAAUAAAGCUCUGUUCUGUUACAUGUCUUUAAAACAUUAAGAUUACUUUGUUUUAAAAUUGUCUUGAGGAGGUGGAGGGUAAAGCAGAUUGUAAAUUGCCUUUACAAGGCAACAGUGAAAACAUGCCUCCUUAAAAUUUUGUUCAAGCUGUAGAGUUGAUGGAGCUGUGUCUUGUUUUUGAGUUGCUUUAAAAAUUGUAAUAAGUCUUCAAGCAGAAUAAAGGUUGUUUUGAAACUGCAA